This is a messenger RNA of Nanorana parkeri, 524 nucleotides long. RefSeq names its product chymotrypsin-like elastase family member 3B. The record is from RefSeq and is a predicted model, not a curated record. The transcript is spliced from 6 exons. Lineage: Eukaryota; Metazoa; Chordata; Amphibia; Anura; Dicroglossidae. The annotation marks the transcript as partial. Gene Ontology annotation, biological process: proteolysis. Gene Ontology annotation, molecular function: serine-type endopeptidase activity.
CCUGAUAACGGGGGGUAUUAAAGCCGGACGGGUGAGGCGACCCAUCACUGUCACAAUGCUGAAGCUUCUCAUCACCGUACUGCUGGCGGCUGGAGCCUUGGGGUGCGGAGUGCCCACCUAUGCCCCCAACAGCCGCGUGGUGAAUGGUGAAGAUGCCAGACCUCAUAGCUGGCCCUGGCAGAUCUCUCUGCAGUAUCAGGGCGGAGCUGAUACUGCAUCCCAUCCCGCAUCCCGCAUCCCACUACGAAGUGAAUCCGGCCGGACCUAUCAGGUGGUUCUGGGAGAACACGACCGUGGCACCCCGGAGGGGAGGGAGCAGAUCGUCCCCGUCAACAAGGGAGACAUCUUCGUCCACGAGGGCUGGAAGAGCUCCUCCGUGUCCAAUGGGAAUGACAUCGCGCUCAUCAAAUUGUCUCGCGUCGCUUUGCUGACCGAUGAGGUGCAACUGGCGUGUUUACCCCCCGCCGGGGAGCUCCUCCCCAACCAGCAUCCCUGCUACAUCAGUGGCUGGGGCCGCCUCACCA